AUACCAUCUUUCAAUCAAAUGUGGGGAAAAAUAACCUCGCAUAUUGGAGUAUGGUUUGGGCUGGAGGAGGCCGAGAGGCCUAUGAGAGCAUCGUGCUCACUGUCUAUGAUACAUCAUCCACAGCUCACCGCUGUUAGGAGUUCGAAGUCGUCGGAGAACUUGCAUAGGAUCACCACAAUGUCGCCGCAACGAAUUCAGGACGUGGACGGCUCGCCGAGCACCCGGAAGCCGUCCUCGUCAAUUUUCACUUUGCGUCGGAGUCGGAAUAAGGAGAAGAAAUACAAGAAUAACGGCGGUGGAGGCUCCACCAAAUCUCCGAUCUCGAAAAACGGAACAAAUGAAAUGACACAAUCAUGGCACUCCAAUCAUGUGAAUGGGGCAUCAUCGGGGUCCGGAAGUGGAAGCACACCAGAACAUCAUAAUAAGAAUAUUUUCAGCUUUUUGAGCCGCCAAUCACGUUCCCGCUCCAACAAUCCAUCUGAAACCAUGUCAACCGUGCCCCUAAACAAGAACUCUCCAUCAAUGCCACCACCACCAUCUAGCAACACUGUGGCCGACUUCACACAUCUUCGAAGACGUCGACCACGAUCAGCACACUACGAUCCAAAUACGAUAACGCUUCCUGCGAAGGAGGAAGUGACACCGCAGGAUGUGAAUGAUCUGUACAAACGAAUUGACAAGCUGGGGGAAGGAUCUUAUGCAACGGUGUAUAAGUGCGAAUCGAAACUUGACGGAUCCAUAGUCGCCUUGAAAGAGAUCAAACUUCAAUUUCAAGAAGGUCUCCCAUUCACCGCUAUCCGUGAAGCCUCGCUUCUCAGAAACCUCCGUCAUGCGAAUAUCGUCUCUUUGCACGACAUCUUCUAUCAACACCACCAGCUAACUUUUGUGUUCGAGUACAUGAAAAUGGAUUUGAGCAAGUACCUGGAGCAGAACGUCUAUGGGUUGGAUAGCAUUGACAUCAAGCUUCUCCUCUUUCAACUUCUCCGCGGACUCGAUUUUUGUCAUAGGAAGAAGAUUCUUCAUAGAGAUUUAAAACCACAAAACUUGCUUCUCGACGAAGACGGUGUUUUAAAACUCGCAGACUUUGGUCUAGCCAGGGCGAAAUCUGUGCCGAGUAGGACAUAUUCUCACGAGGUGGUCACUUUAUGGUACCGCCCGCCUGAUGUUCUCAUGGGAAGUACCGACUAUUCAACUUCCCUGGAUAUGUGGGGAGUCGGUUGCAUAUUCGCUGAAAUUUGCACGGGCGCCGCUUUGUUCCCGGGAUCCAAGGACUCUCACUACCCCGGCACCAAGGACCAGUUGGAUAUGAUCUUCAGCAUUCGGGGUACUCCAGACGAGAAAAAGUGGCCGGAGGUAAAGACAUUACCAGGCUACACCCCUGAACUGUUCCCCAGGUAUCGGGAGUUGUCGUUCAUCGCGGUGAACCCGAUGUUCACGAAGAUUCUGAAGACUGGUCAGGAACUUCUGGGGAUGCUUCUUCAGCUCCGCCCGGAAAGCCGUGUCUCCGCAGCCAGUGCAAUGCUUCACCCCUACUUUGCCUCAUUCCCCCGCGAGGUUCAUCUCCUGGCUCCAAGCCAGUCAAUAUUCCGGCUCAAAGAGCUGAAAGAUCUGCGAUCACUAUAACGACCAAAUCUACUACAUCUCCAAUUUCUUUACACAUAUUUUCUUGCUCCAAAUUGCUACGGGUGCUAAAAGCUAAUAUAAAUGUAUGUAUGUA
Caenorhabditis elegans is the source of this 1717-nucleotide messenger RNA. RefSeq names its product Protein kinase domain-containing protein (gene cdk-14). The record is from RefSeq and is marked reviewed. Gene Ontology annotation, cellular component: cytoplasm. The transcript has 10 exons. Bases 19 to 1623 code for a protein of 534 amino acids. Gene Ontology annotation, molecular function: protein kinase activity; kinase activity; nucleotide binding. NCBI's taxonomy places the organism in Eukaryota, Metazoa, Nematoda, Chromadorea, Rhabditida, Rhabditidae. Gene Ontology annotation, biological process: regulation of cell cycle; mitotic cell cycle.